Molecule: messenger RNA, 10099 nt
Organism: Marmota monax (woodchuck)
Lineage: Eukaryota; Metazoa; Chordata; Mammalia; Rodentia; Sciuridae
Gene: Pcm1
Product: pericentriolar material 1
Exons: 42
Coding region: 1462-8043 (2193 amino acids)
Biological process (GO): centrosome cycle; intraciliary transport involved in cilium assembly; cilium assembly
Cellular component (GO): centrosome; ciliary basal body; centriole
Source: RefSeq, a predicted model, not a curated record
AUCCUGUUUAGUCAUGGUUGAUGAUCUUUUUGCUUUUAUGCUGCAGCAAAUGGAUCUUAGAAUUGAAGCAGUUUGGAUUUGUAAUCUUUUUUGCCCUUUUAGCACAAUGACUAUAGUAAAAUUAUCUAACUCUUUUGAAUAUUAUUACUUUUGUUUGUAGUCUAAUGGCUCUCCCUGUCCCUUAAAUUUUAGAUAAAAUUAUCUCAACGUUUCCUACUCCUACAUAAUUUUAUAGCUAUUGGAAAUCUAGAGUCCUCUACUAGAUUAUCUAGAGUUUUUUUCUCAUGACCAUUUCUGCUUUUGAACCUUUGCUUUCACCAUUGCUACUUCUGUUUCUAGUCUCUUUAACCCAGAUAUGACAUUAAGUUCUUUUUUUUUUUUUUUUUUUGUGAAAAAGCUUUUUUAUUCUAAAUCAAAUUAGUUCACCAAUCUAAUCAUAACAAUGCUCAACAUUUCCCAUUUUGGCAAUUUCUGUCACUCUCAAUUUUUGGUAAAUCUGCCCUGUGUUCCCAACAUCAUCGCACCCAUGGCCCUCAGCAACCAUUCCAGAAAACAAAGAUGAUCUAAUUAUACUACCUGUUCUUAAUUUCAUCUAGUAAGUUUAAAAUUCUUUCUCUACUAAGAAUCAUUAAUAAAGUGUCCAUGCUUCUUUAUGAAAGGCUUGAUAUCAUACAAUGCUCCUGUUUGUUUGAAAGCAAGAACAGUUUUCCACUCUAGUCUUCAUCAUAUAACUGUUAAAGGGGGAAAAAAGAAGGAAGAUCCAUAUUUCUUGUUUUUGUUUUCUUUUUCCCCAAACCCUGAAUUUCUUCUCAAUCUAUAAUGAACGAAACACAAAAUCCACAUUUCUUAGUGGAACUAUUUUUCUUAUUUGAGGUUUUUUUUUCAGAUCCUGAAUUUCUUCUAAAUCUACAAUGAAACAACCAGUGGAUUGACAACAUUGGUUCUGAGAUAGACUCACUCGGUAACAAGAAAGUCCAAUUCCAACUGGGGAAAUUUACCUGAGUCCCAGCCUUUUCAGUUUAACAUUACACCUACCACCUAGGAAAAUAAAUCCAAGUACCCAUCUGGGUUGAGAAAAGAGUUACUUGUGACUUUAUAAAAAAUGGAACUAUGUAAUGUAAAAUUCCAAAAAAGUCAAAUGGUGCUACAUAAGACAUUUUUCUUUUUCUUAGGAAAAAAGAGUUAUAUGGAAACUUCUCAUUAUCUUUUUCUUCUCUUCUAUGUCCAAAGUUCAAAGCAGGUCAUACUAUAGGGUCCAUCUCACCUUCUUAUCUAAAAAACUACUCGUGCUACUUUUCUUCCAGUUUUGGCCACACGGAAAACUAACUCUACUGUGCUAUAUGACUCCAGAAAACAGGAUGAAUAAAACUGUAAUACAGCAGCCUCUCAUCUUAGGAUGGUGAACAGCGUUCCAUCAUGGACUCAAACUGGGUUGUUCGCUUUUACCAUUCUUUUAACUAAAUGAAAUUAAUUGUUAAAGCCAAUAUGGCCACAGGAGGAGGUCCUUUUGAAGAAGGAAUGAAUGAUCAGGAUUUACCGAACUGGAGCAAUGAAAGUGUUGAUGACCGACUCAACAAUAUGGAUUGGGGUGGCCAGCAGAAGAAGGCAAAUAGAUCAUCAGAAAAGAAUAAGAAAAAGUUUGGUGUAGAAAGCGAUAAAAGGGUAACUAAUGAGAUUUCUCCGGAGUCAUCACCAGGAGUUGGAAGGCGAAGAACAAAGACUCCACAUACGUUUCCACAUAGUAGAUAUAUGACUCAGAUGUCUGUUCCAGAGCAGGCAGAAUUAGAGAAACUUAAACAACGGAUAAACUUCAGUGACUUAGAUCAGAGAAGCAUUGGAAGUGAUUCUCAAGGUAGAGCCACUGCAGCUAACAACAAACGGCAGCUUAGUGAAAACCGAAAGCCCUUCAACUUUUUGCCUAUGCAGAUUAACACUAACAAGAGCAAAGAUGUGGCUGCAAGUCUUCAAAAAAGAGAAGUGAUUGGAUCAACACAGUGUAAAGAAUUGUUUGCUACUGCUUUAAGUAAUGACCUUUUGCAAAACUGUCAAGUCUCUGAAGAAGAUGGUAGAGGAGAGCCUGCAAUGGAGAGCAGCCAGAUUGUAAGUAGACUUGUUCAAAUUCGUGACUAUAUUACUAAAGCUAGCUCCAUGCGAGAAGAUCUUGUGGAGAAAAAUGAAAGAUCUGCUAAUGUUGAACGCCUUACUCAUCUAAUAGAUCACCUUAAAGAACAAGAAAAGUCGUACAUGAAAUUUCUCCAAAAAAUUCUUGCUAGAGAAAAUGAGGAGGAGGAUGUUCGGACUGUAGACUCAGCUGUGGGAUCUGGUUCUGUAGCUGAGAGCACAUCGCUAAACAUAGAUGUGCAGUCUGAGGCUUCAGAUACCACGGAGGCAUCUUUUAGUCUGAGAAUUCGGCCGUGCAUUGAGGACAAACUAGGGAAUUCAGCCUCACGAGAACAGGUUUCAGACAUUGACGUUACUACAAGUCCAAAAGGGAAAGGUGACAGACCUCCUCAGAAUGACAGGGAACUGAGGCCUAAUAGGAAAUAUAGCCGAAAACGUGGAUUUCCCUCAAAGGCCAGAGAUCCUGAACAGGAGCCUAUGGAAGAGAUAGAAAAUUUGAAGAAACAGCAUGAUUUAUUAAAAAGGAUGUUACAACAGCAGGAGCAACUGCGAGCUCUGCAGGGACGACAAGCUGCUCUUCUAGCUCUGCAGCAUAAAGCAGAGCAAGCUAUUGCUGUGAUGGAUGAUUCUGAAAAGGUUGCAGGGACAACUCCUGGCCAUCAUACUGUACGAUGCAGACAGACAGCUCGCUCUCCUUUUCAUCAGAGAGUACCCUUAAGAGUUGGAGAAACUACAGGUAGCUUAUCUGGAGUCAGUAUAACAUCUGAACUAAAUGAAGAAUUAAAUGAUUUAAUUCAGCGUUUUCAUAAUCAGCUUCGUGAUUCUCAGCCUCCAGCUGUUCCAGACAAUAGAAGACAGGCAGAAAGUCUUUCUUUAACUAGGGAGGUUUCCCAGAGCAGGAAUCCAUCAAUUUCAGAUCAUUUGCCUGAUGAGAAAGUUCAACUUUUUAGCAAAAUGAGAGUGCUGCAGGAAAAGAAACAAAAAAUGGACAAGUUACUUGGAGAACUUCAUACACUUCGAGAUCAGCAUCUGAACAAUUCAUCAUUUGUGCCUUCUUCAGCCUCUCCACAGAGAAGUGGAGAUCAGAGAAGUACAGUUUCAGCCCCCUCUGUUCCUGUAGGCUUGGUACCAGUUGUCAAUGGAGAGUCCAACAGCAGCCUUGUAUCAUCUGUUUCUUAUCCUGCCACUUCUCUAGGUCCUCAGAAUGAGAAUGAAAAUGAAGGCCAUCUGAACCCAACUGAAAAACUACAGAAGUUAAAUGAAGUUCGAAAGAGAUUGAAUGAAUUAAGAGAAUUAGUCCAUUAUUAUGAACAAACAUCAGAUAUGAUGACAGAUGCUGUAAAUGAAAACACAAAAGAUGAAGAAACUGAAGAGUCAGAAUACGAUUCUGAGCAUGAAAAUUCUGAACCUGUUACUAACAUUCGAAAUCCACAAGUAGCUGCUACCUGGAAUGAAGUAAAUAGUAAUAGUAAUACACAGUGUGUUUCUAAUAAUAGAGAUGGGAGAUCAGUGAAUUCUAAUUGUGAAAUUAACAACAGAUCUGCUGCCAACAUUAGAGCUCUAAACAUGCCUCCUUUAGAUUGUCGAUACAAUAGAGAAGGAGAACAGGGAAUGCAUGUAACUCAAGGUGAAGAUGAUGAGGAAGAGGAGGAAGAAGCAGAAGAGGAGGGGGUCAGUGGAGCUUCAUUGUCUAGUCAUAGAAGCAGUCUGGUUGAUGAGGCUCCAGAAGAUACAGAAUUUGAACAGAAGAUUAAUAGACUUAUGGCUGCAAAACAGAAACUUAGACAGCUACAAGAUCUUGUUGCUAUGGUGCAGGAUGAUGAUGCAGCUCAAGGGGUUACUUCUGCCAAUACAUCAAAUUUGGAUGACUUCUACCCAGCAGAAGAAGACACUAAACAAAAUUCAAAUAAUACUAGAGGAAAUGCUAACAAAACACAGAAAGAUACUGGUGGAAACGAAAAGGCAAGAGAGAAAUUUUAUGAGGCUAAACUACAGCAACAACAGCGAGAGCUAAAACAAUUGCAGGAAGAAAGAAAGAAACUGAUUGAGAUUCAAGAGAAAAUUCAAGCUUUGCAAAAGGCAUGUCCUGACCUGCAGCUGUCAGCCACUACUGUGGGUAAUUGUCCCACAAAAAAAUACAUACCAGCUGUUACUUCAACCCCAACCACUAAUGAAAAUGAGACCAAUACAAGCAAAUCUGUUUUUGAACCUGAAGAUUCUUCAGUAGUAGAUAAUGAGUUGUGGUCAGACAUGCGAAGACAUGAAAUAUUAAGGGAAGAGCUUCGACAGAGAAGAAAGCAGCUUGAAGCUCUAAUGGCUGAACAUCAGAGGAGACAAGGUCUAGCUGAAACUACGUCUCCAUUGGCCGUGUCAUUGAGAAGUGAUGGAUCUGAGAACCUGUGUACUCCUCAACAAAGUAGAACAGAAAAAACAAUGGCAACUUGGGGAGGUUCUACUCAGUGUGCCUUAGAUGAAGAAGGAGAUGAAGAUGGUUACCUUUCUGAAGGAAUUGUUCGGACAGAUGAAGAAGAGGAAGAAGAGCAAGAUGCCAGUUCUAAUGAUAAUUUUUCUAUGUAUCCUCCUAAUAGUGUGAAUCACAAUUCCUAUAAUGCAAAGGAAUCUAAAAAUAGGUGGAAGAACAAUCGCCCUUUUUCGGCAGAUGGAAAUUAUCGCCCAUUAGCCAAGACAAGACAACAACAGAAUAUCAGCAUGCAACGGCAAGAAAACCUUCGGUGGGUAUCAGAGCUCUCUUAUGUAGAAGAGAAAGAACAAUGGCAAGAACAAAUUAACCAGCUUAAGAAACAACUUGACUUCAGUGUCAAUAUUUGUCAGACUUUGAUGCAAGACCAGCAGACUCUGUCUUGUCUGCUGCAAACUCUUCUCACAGGUCCUUACAGUGUUAUGCCAAGCAAUGUUGCAUCUCCUCAGGUACACCUCAUAAUGCACCAGUUGAACCAGUGCUACACACAGCUAACAUGGCAACAGAAUAAUGUUCAGAGGUUGAAACAAAUGCUGAAUGAACUUAUGCGCCAACAAAAUCAGCAUCCAGAAAAAUCUGGAAGCAAGGAAAGAGGAAGUAGUGCGUCACACCCUUCAUCUCCCAGUUUAUUUUGUCCUUUCAGCUUUCCAACACAACCUGUAAAUCUAUUUAAUCUGCCUGGAUUUACUAAUUUUUCAUCAUUUGCACCAGGUAUGAAUUUCAGCCCUUUAUUUCCUUCUAAUUUUGGAGAUUUGUCUCAGAAUAUUUCUACAUCCACUGAACAGCAGCAACCUUUAGCCCAGAAUUCUUCAGGGAAAACAGAAUAUAUGGCUUUCCCAAAACCUUUUGAAAGCAGUUCCUCUAUUGGAGCAGAAAAGCAGAGGAAUCAGAAACAGCCUGAAGAGGAGGUAGAAAACAUUAGGACGCCAUGGUCGUAUGACCAAGAAGGAGAAAUAGGAAAACCAUUUAUCAAGACUGGAUUUGCAGUGUCUGUAGAGAAAACUACAAAUAGUAACCGCAAAAAUCACUUAGAUACAAGCAGGAGAAGACGCCAGUUUGAUGAAGAAUCAUUAGAAAGCUUUAGCAGUAUGCCUGACCCAGUAGAUCCAACAACAGUAACUAAAACAUUUAAGACAAGAAAAGCAUCUGCACAAGCCAGCCUGGCAUCUAAAGACAAAACACCCAAAUCGAAGAGUAAAAAGAGGAAUUCUACUCAGUUGAAAAGCAGAGUUAAAAAUAUUGGAUAUGAAAGUGCCAGUAUGUCUAGCACAUGUGAACCUUGCAAAAGUAGGAACAGACAUUCAGCUCAGACUGAAGAGCCUGUUCAAGCAAAAGUAUUCAGCAGAAAGAAUCAUGAACAGCUGGAAAAAAUAAUAAAAUAUAAUAGGUCUACAGAAAUAUCUUCAGCACAUGCUAGGAGAAUACUACAGCAAUCUAACAGAAAUGCAUGCAAUGAAGCGCCAGAAACUGGGAGUGAUUGUUCUAUGUUUGAAGCUUUGCGGGAUACUAUUUAUUCUGAAGUGGCUACUUUAAUAUCUCAAAAUGAAUCUCGCCCACAUUUUCUUAUUGAACUCUUCCAUGAGCUUCAACUACUUAAUACAGACUACUUAAGGCAGAGGGCUUUAUAUGCAUUGCAGGAUAUAGUAUCGAGACAUAUUUCUGAAAACCAUGAAAAAGAAGGGGAAAAUGUAAAGUCAGUGAACUCUGGUACUUGGAUAGCUUCAAACUCAGAGCUUACUCCCAGUGAAAGCCUUGCUACUACUGAUGAUGAAACUUUUGAGAAGAACUUUGAAAGAGAAACACAUAAAAUAAGUGAACAAAAUGAUGCUGAUAAUGUUAGUGUCAUGUCUGUAUCUUCAAAUUUUGAACCUUUUGCAACAGAUGAUCUUGGUAACACAGUGAUUCACUUAGAUCAGGCAUUAGCCAGAAUGAGAGAAUAUGAGCGUAUGAAGACUGAGGCCGAAAGUAACUCAAAUAUGAGAUGCACCUGCAGAGUUAUUGAGGAUGCAGAUGCUGCUUCCGCCACCACUGUAAUUAAUAAUUCAGAAGAGACUCCCAUUAUUGAAAAUCAUAGUUCACAACAACCUGUAAGUGAAGUUUCUAGCAUCCCGUGUCCUAGAAUUGAUACUCAGCAGCUGGAUCGACAGAUCAAAGCAAUUAUGAAAGAAGUCAUUCCUUUUUUGAAGGAGCACAUGGAUGAAAUAUGCUCUUCUCAGCUUCUUACUUCAGUAAGACGCAUGGUAUUGACCCUUACCCAGCAAAAUGAUGAGAGCAAGGAGUUUGUGAAGUUCUUUCAUAAGCAACUUGGAAGUAUAUUACAAGAUUCAUUGGCAAAAUUUGCGGGCAGAAAACUGAAGGACUGUGGAGAAGACCUUCUUGUGGAGAUAUCUGAAGUGUUGUUUAAUGAAUUGGCUUUCUUUAAACUCAUGCAAGAUUUGGAUAAUAAUAGUAUAACUGUUAAACAGAGAUGCAAAAGGAAAAUAGAAGCAGCUGGAGUGAUACAGUCUUAUGCCAAAGAGGCCAAAAGGAUUCUUGAAGGAGAUCAUGGCUCACCUGCUGGAGAGAUUGAUGAUGAAGACAAAGACAAGGAUGAGACUGAAACAGUUAAGCAGAUUCAGACACCUGAGGUAUAUGGUGCCGAAGGUCCCAAAAAUGUAAGAUCUGAUGUUUCUGAUCAAGAGGAAGAUGAAGAAAGUGAAGGAUGUCCAGUAUCUAUUAAUUUAUCUAAAGCGGAAACUCAAGCUUUAACUAAUUAUGGAAGUGGAGAAGAUGAGAAUGAGGAUGAAGAAAUAGAAGAAUUUGAAGAGAGCCCUGUAGAUGUCCAGACUUCACUUCAGGCUAACACUGAAACUAAUGAAGAAAUUGAACAGGACAGUCAGGUUCAACAACAUGACCUUGAAGAAACAGCUGAAAGCACAAAUGUUUCAUCAGAACAAGAACCCACUAGUAAAGAUGACCAAGAUAGCUCUCCUGUGAAACCUUGUUACCUCAAUAUCUUGGAAAAUGAACAACCUUUAAAUAGUGCUGCCCAUAAGGACUCGCUUACCACUAUUGAUUCAUCUAAACAACCUAACCCUUUGCCAUUACCUUUAACUGAAAUUGAAACCUUAGUGCCUAGAGUCAAAGAAGUUAAAUCUGCUCAGGAAACUCCUGAAAGCUCUCUCGCUGGAAGUCCUGAUACUGAAUCUCCAGUGUUAGUGAAUGACUAUGAAGCAGAAUCUGGUAACAUAAGUCAAAAGUCUGAUGAAGAAGAUUUUGUGAAAGUUGAGGAUUUACCACUUAAACUGACAAUAUAUUCAGAGGCAGAUCUAAGGAAGAAAAUGGUAGAAGAAGAACAGAAGAAUCAUUUAUCUGGUGAAAUAUGUGAAAUGCAGACUGAAGAAUUAGUUGGAAAUUCUCAGACACUAAAAGAACCUGAAAUAGUGGGAGCCCAGAGUGUAUGAGAUGUCUUCAGAGACUCAUCUAACUCUGUUUAUAAAGUCAUCGCAUAUAUGAAAAUGACCCUAAAUAAACAUUGUUAUGAUCUGUAUAAAAUGUAAAUUAGUUUGACACUGCAUUUUUGGUAGGUGUGCUAAUUUCUGCCCAUGGCAGUUUAAAACAUCAGAAACUGAAUUUUGGACAGAUUUAAGCCUUGGUAUAUACUGUGGCUGUUCUUUGUUUUUUGUUUUUUCUCUUUUAUGGUCUUGAUUUUCUUCUCAUUGUGAUGUUUGGUAACGUUAAAUUUAAAAUGUAGUUUUAAAUAAAGUUUGAACUUAUCUGUAAAAUAUUUUUUGGAAAUUAUGUUGAAUUCUCUACAGCAAAUUGCUGUUCUAGGUAAUAGGAGGCAAUUGAGAGAGAGCAAUGGCUCAGAAUUAGAGAAAUAUAUUAUUUAUAAAGCCCAGCCAUUGGGCCAGUCUUCCACAUACGCCAGUGUUUCUGCUAUUGGAUAUAGUUAAUAUUCUUUAAAUACCUGCAGGUCCUAUUCCUCUAUAUAAACAAAGCAGGACUAGGGCAGCAGGUCAGUCAUAAUAUGGUUCCCUAUCAUUCACAGAUCCUAGGUUUGAUCCCCAGCAACACACACACACACACACACACACACACACACACACACGAAGAAAAGGAAGGAAGAAUAGGACAGAUUAUAAAUGUAUCCAGGAUAUCUGUGAAAUUAUCAUAGAAUAUAUGUUAGUAAUCUAUUCAAAUUGCAUAAGUUUAGAAUAUAUGUGCUUACUACCUAGAACUUAAAUACUUAUCUAUUAGAUGAAUAUUUUCCAGAAUUGCAACUCCUAUCUAUAUUGCCUCAAUCUGGAUUUUAAAGUUAGUAUUUCUGCACAGUCAGUAAUCUUCUGGUUAAUUUUAAAUGAAAAACCAAAUAUUUUCAAGUAGGGAUACAUAAAACUAAAUUUAUGUAAUACAACAUUAAGAUUCUUGUCUUUUGAGAUAAUAAUUUAAGACAAAAAUCUAGUGGUUGAUUCUGUGUGUAGUAAGAAACAGGUUCACAGGUGAAGUAUUAAGAAAAUCUAUGUGACUUCUUUAUCACUAAGUAAGCCAAGUUUUAAAUGGUGAUUUAUUGUUUUAUCCCAUACUUGCCAUAGACACAGAGAUGUCAAAAGAUCCAGUUAAUCUUAUAGAUUCUUCCUUGAGUAAAAUAUGAAGAAUAUGAGGAAUUAAUUCUUUGUUCCAAGUAGUCUUUAAAUCAUUACCAGUGGUCUAAAAUACUUCAUAAUAAAAGAAUUAGCUUGGUAUUCCUUUAAAAUUCUUACUUGCUUGAUAUCUUAGUAUCAAAUUAAUCUGUAACAUCUAACAAAGGAACACUAAUUGAGAAUUUCCCUAUAAGGAAAUUUACUCUGUUUAUGUUUAAUUUGAAUUGUGUAAGACAUAUCUCCAAUUUUAUAAGACCUAUAUGGAAAACUAUCAGUUCAGAGUCAGGAUUCUUAUCCAGUUGUACUGACUUAAGGGCAAUUGGAACAAUAAAUUACUUUAUAUGUAUAUUCAGAUUCUGUAUUUUCUUGACUCUAAUCAGGAAAGGAGAAAAACUUCAUUUUGGUUCUCAAGCCAAGCCUUACAUAUUGCAGCUGUCUUUCUAUGUCUGCAUGCAUAUUAAGGACAGAGAGAGCAGAAGAACUUUCUGCUAUCACCGUGGUACCUGUGAACCUUAUCAAACUAUCUUUUGUUAUAGCUCCUAAUCAAUCGGGUGUUUUUUUUUUUUCUAUUUUAGUAGGUGUUUUAGUUUUUAAAUACCCAGGCUUGAGAGCAGAUAAGUUGUUUAUUGUUUUCCCUAGCAUACUAUUGGUAAAGGUUUAGGCAUUUAUUAUUCCUCUUUGUCUGAAAAUUUAAAUUAAAACUUUGGUUGGAGAUAGAGGGGGGAAAUGUCAAAUGAGUGUGAGAGAACCCUGUGCAGGUUGAAAUAAUGCCUAAAAUGAUGAGCUAGCCAGUCUGUGGAGAUACUCUUUGUAUUUUGUAACAUUCACUUUGGGUAAAUGCUUUUUCACUGUUAAUAAAUGUAAAUCCUACAUACAA